AUUUUUAUUGUAAAUUAAUUUUAGAAUCAAAAUUUUAUUUUCUGGAUAUAAAAAUAAUUUUAUGAUAUUAUUAAAUAAAAUAAAUGAAUUAAUUAUAUAUUUUCCUUAAUUUUAUAAAUUAUAAAUGCAAAUGCUCUCCUAAAAGCUUCAUAUGAAAGCAUUUGCCAUAGAGCAUUUGGAGAACAUUAGCAUUUAGUAGUUGCUUCUCUAAAUGUUUUUCUAACAAUUGUUGAUAGGAUAAUGUAGAGCAUAAUGCUAAUGCUAAUGCUAAUGGUUUACCAAUCAAUGCCUAAGCUAUCGAAGAUGGAUAACUAAAACAGUUCUUGUAAUAGCUCCGCACGAACCAAAUAUACAGGAAAUUAAAAUUAGUGGCGUUGGUGCAUCGGUCCUCCUUUUCUUCACAUGGUUGUGCGAGUCUUGAGGGCGUCGUUUUUCUCGUUUUUAUGAUGAAAAGAGCAGAAAAAAACAUAGACAUGCCGAUAACUAUUAACAAGUGAACCUGCAUAUUACAACACCAGUAGGGACACACACACGCAAAACAAGGUUUGUGAAGAUGUGUUGGUUGGAAACAAUGCAAAGUGAAACUUGGAUCGUGUGGAACUCUUAAGGAACUCUGUAUUUGGUUUGUCUUUAGACCAAAGAAUUAAACACGUGCAUAUUGUCAAAAGUGAAGUUUGUCUUUGGUUCCGUUUUUUAACUGGAUUGCAACAUCUCGGGCACAUUGGUGUUGCUGUAAAUUUGCAUUCGAGGCCAACGUCUCUCUUAAGAGCAGCUGCAACGGGAGAUCGUUGAUGGUCCUUAGCGCAUAAUCAUAUGCUUUUGGGAUUAUAAUAAUAUUAUUUGAGCUAAAUAAGCUAAGGAUUAAUCCUUACAUAAGGAUUUAAAGGAUUUGAUCCUUAGAGACGUGGCAGCGGGUGAUUCGUUGGUCGGCUUUCGUCUUUCGUAUACCAAAAAAAAAAUCAUUUUCGAUCGAAGCGGAGAAAAAAAAAAGCUCUCGAGGAAAGGCGAAUUGGAACCGUCCCGCUACGAAGAUGGCGAAUCCACAUGAACCUCAUUUCUUAAAGCCUCUGCUUCCUGGUUUCCACAGUGGCAUCACAAUACCACUUGGCUUCUUCUCAAAGCACAUAGAAAGGAAGACGAACCAGAAAACAUGGAAACUAAGAUCGGACGCUUCAGAUAAAAUUUGGGAAGUGAUACAAGAAGGCAUGAGACUCACCGGAGGUUGGAAAGAUUUCGCCACAGCACAUGACCUUCGAAUCGGUGACAUUGUCAUCUUCAAACACGAAGGAGACAUGGUGUUUCAUGUCACUCCUUUUGGUCCUAGCUGUUGUGAGAUUCAGUAUACAGAUCCUGACAUCAACAAGGAAGAAGCCGACGCGGGUGAUGCUGAUGACAAUGAGAUUACUCACAUUGCUUCUAGCUCACGGAUGAUUUAGGAGUGAUUGUGACCGGAAAUAGAUAUCUCUUUUGCUGUGUUUCCUCUCUAUCAAACUUGUUUCCUCUCUUGCUAGUUAUCUCUUUCGGUUUGUUUCGUCUCUAUCAGAACUUGUUUCCUUUUCUUUCCUUUUGGUACUACUGUAAAAUCUUGUUGCUACAACUCGAAGUUGCCACAAGUGUAAUCUUGUUUCUUAUCUUAUAUGCUUCUCUUAUGUUA
Brassica napus (rape) is the source of this 1654-nucleotide messenger RNA. Its product is annotated as B3 domain-containing protein REM9-like. The record is from RefSeq and is a predicted model, not a curated record. The transcript is spliced from 4 exons. Gene Ontology annotation, molecular function: DNA binding. Lineage: Eukaryota; Viridiplantae; Streptophyta; Magnoliopsida; Brassicales; Brassicaceae. The coding region runs from base 1032 to 1436 and encodes 134 amino acids.